UUCUCUUUCUUAUCAGAAAAAUUCAUUUGAUGCGAAGAAAUUUGAAUUGCAUUAUUCAACCAAUCAUAAGAUUUUAGCAAUUAUUCAUAUGAUGACUUGAAGAAACUAAAUAUGUAAAUAAAAUAUAAUAAGAUUUUUCUUGAUAUGAAGAUUUUGUCUUGUCACUCGACCAAUAAAAAGAUUGUAAGAAAUGGACAUCAGAGGAAGAAAAUAUAAUCUAGUGUUUUUUUUGGGAUCAAAAUCUAGUGAUUAUUCUUCCUUGGAUAUGAAGGAAAAAAAAUCAAAAUGGUGUCAUGUCAUCAGACCAAUAAGAGUCCGUUAUUUUAGUUAUAAAGUUUCUAUAUACACAUUUGGUGGUCACAUUUAAUGAACGUAAAGAUAAAAGUCUCUCUCUCUCUCUCUCUGAGAUCAUUCAGGGUUAGCGUGACUGCACCUGCUUAAUCAUCUUACUUGUUGCAUUUAUGUUUUUUUUGUUUGUUCAUGAUUCCUCCUCUUUUAUCUGCUUUCUGUAGGGCGUGAUUUUGUGAUUCAAUUAUGCUGACCAAGUUCGAGACCAGUAGCAACCAAGUUAGAGGUUUGAGCUUUCACCCUAAGCGACCAUGGAUUCUCUCCAGUUUGCACACUGGCGUCAUCCAGCUCUGGGAUUAUCGUAUGGCUACUUUGAUCGAUACGUUUGAGGAACACGACGGACCUGUUCGUGGUGUUCAUUUUCACAUUUCUCAGCCUCUCUUCGUCUCCGGAGGUGAUGAUUACAAGAUUAAAGUUUGGAACUACAAAACACACAAGUGUCUCUUCACUCUUCUUGGCCACCUCGAUUACAUCCGCACGGUUCAGUUCCAUCACGAGUGCCCUUGGAUUGUCAGCGCCAGCGACGACCAGACCAUCCGCAUAUGGAACUGGCAAUCACGGACUUGUGUCUCUGUCUUGGCUGGCCACAACCAUUAUGUUAUGUGUGCUUCUUUCCAUCCAAAGGAAGACCUCCUCGUAUCGGCUUCCUUAGAUCAGACUGUCCGUGUUUGGGAUAUUGCUCCUCUCCGGAAUAAGAAGAAGACUCCUCUUGCUGAUGACGACGACAUCAUGGGGUUGACUCAGAUGAACAGUGAUCUUUUUGAUGCCACAGUCAAGUACGUCCUUGAAGGUCACGACAGAGGUGUAAACUGGGCUGCUUUUCAUCCCACUCUGCCUCUUAUUGUCUCCGGUGCAGAUGACCGCAAAGUAAAACUGUGGCGUACCAACGAAACUAAAGCAUGGGAAGUGGAUACACUGCGAGGGCAUUCGAGUAACGUUUCGUCAGUUAUGUUCCACGCGAAACAUGACGUAAUUGUAUCCAACUCCGAGGAUAAGACCAUCCGUGUCUGGGACGCUACCAAGCGAACUGAAAUCAAGACUUUCCGUCGCGAAAACGAUAGAUUCUGGAUACUCGCAGCUCAUCCCGAGACUAAUCUACUAGCAGCCGGACACGACAGCGGUUUGAUCGUCUUCAAACUUGAAAGAGAGCGUCCUGCGUUUGCUUUGAGUGGUGAUUCUUUGCUCUACGCCAAGGAUGGUUUCUUGCGUCGCUACGAAUAUUCAACUCAGAAAGACUCGCAAGUUAUCCCUAUACAGCGUCCAAGGACUGUAUCACACAGUCCUACGGAAAAUGCAGCUUUGAUCAGCUCAGAUCUUGAUGGUGGUUCUUACGAGCUGUACAUCAUAAGGAGUGGUACUGUGCAGCGGGAUGCAAAGAGGGUGAGUGGUGGUGGUUCUGCGGUAUUCAUCGCUCGUAAGCGGUUUGCUGUUCUCGAUAAAAGCACCGGCCAGGAGGAGGUGCUAGUAGUGAAGAAUCUAAAGAACGAGGUGGUUAAAAAGAUUCCUCUCCCUAUUCCAACAUAUGCUAUCUUUUACGCUGGGACCGGAACUCUGCUAUGCAGAUGUGAGGAUAAAGUGGUUAUGUUCGACCUUACGCAAAGACUUGUCCUCGGUGAAGUUCACACACCGUCCGUUAGGCAUGUUGUUUGGUCUAAUGAUAUGGAGAGUGUUGCUUUGCUCAGCAAACAUACUAUCAUUCUCGCCAGCAAAAAGGAACUUGUCAUCCAGUGCACGCUCCACGAGACGACGACACGUGUGAAGAGUGGAGCUUGGGAUGACGACAACGGUGUCUUCAUUUACACCACUUUGAACCAUGUCAAGUACUGUCUUCCUAAUGGAGACAGUGGAAUCAUCCGAACCCUGGUUGUCCCUAUCUAUAUCACCAAGGUUUCGAGUGAUAAAAUCUUUUUCUUGGAUCGGGAUGGGAGAAACAAGGAGAUCACAGUUAAUGCUACUGAGUACAUGUUCAAGCUUGCGCUGAUGAGGAAGAGAUUUGAUCAUGUAGCGAGGAUGAUAGAAGGCUCCCGGAUAAGUGGGCAGGCUAUGGUUGCUUACAUGCAGCAGAAAGGGUUCCCUGAAGUUGCAUUACAUUUUGUUGAAGAAGAAGGCCACGAGAGGGUCCGGUUCAACCUGGCUAUUGAAAGUGGAAACAUGAGUGUAGCUGUUGCCUCCGCUACAAAGAUUAACGAGAAAGAUUACUGGUUUAGACUUGGAGUGGAGGCUCUUCGCCAAGGAGGCAACUCUAGUAUCGUCGAGUUUGCGUACCAGCAGACGAGGAGCAUCGAGAGGUUGUCUUUUCUUUAUCUUAUCACUGGUAAUCUUGAAAAGCUUUCAAAGCUGAUGAAGAAGAAGGACGUAAUGGGUCAGUUUCAGAAUGCUCUCUACUUGGGAGAUGUUAAAGAGCGUGUCAAGAUACUGGAGAAGGGUGGUCUUUUGCCUCUAGCGUAUAUCACUGCUUCGGUUCAUGGCUUAAAGGAUAUCGCUGAGCGGCUUUCGAUUGCGCUAGGGGACGAUGUGCCAUCAUUGCCUCAAGGGAAGACUCACUCGCUUCUUAUGCCACCGAUUCCCGUCGUGUGUGGUGGUGAUUGGCCUCUUCUGAGAGUUAUGAAAGGAAUAUUCGAAGGAGGACUUGAGAGUGGAAAUGAUGACGUUGAAGAAGGCGAUUGGGGUGAUGCACUUGACAUGGUUGAUGUUGAAGAAGACGGAGAGGGUUCUGGAUGGGGAGGACUUGAGCUUCUUGACACUCCCUUUAUGACACCUAGUCAAGGGAUGGACGUAAGUCAGAUAUGGAGCCAGGAAUCUCCCCUUGCUGCUGAGCAAGCUGCAGCGGGAAGCUUCGACACUGCAAUGAGUCUUCUCCACAGACAGCUUGGCAUAAAGAACUUUGCGCCUUUGAAAUCGAUGCUUCUCGAUCUGUUCAGUGGCAGCCAUAGCUAUCUUCCUGCUUUCUCUUCAUCUCCUGUGCUUACUUCACUCACUGCAAACCUCCAGCCACCUCACUUAAGACUCGCCCUGUUGAGUGCAAUGGGAGUCUGCUACAAGGCGAGGAACCUCGCCACUGCCUAUAACUUCGCCAAAAGAUUGUUGGAAACCAACCCAACGGAAAGCCAAGCCAAGACGGCUAGACAAAUUGUUCAAGCCGCUGAACGCAACAUGACUGAUGCAACCGAGCUCAACUACGACUUCAGGAACCCGUUUGUGAUAUGCGGGUCGACUUAUGUCCCCAUCUAUAGAGGACAGGAAAACGUGUCGUGUCCUUACUGCACUGCUCGGUUUGUACCGAGCCAGGAAGGAAAAAUCUGUGGGAUCUGUGAUCUUGCAGUCAUUGGCGCGGACGCAUCUGGUUUGCUAUGCUCUCCUUCUCAAGUCCGGUGAUAGAUUCAGAUUUGAUAACUUUGAUAGUCUUCUGUGACAGUGGUAUGAGGUUAUAUAAUGAGUUGUUUCUUUGUUUAUGAUAUAACAAGUAUUUUCCAGUUAUGAUUUAAAGACAUGGCUUCACUCUUUUCUCGUUUCAUUAUGAUAUUCUUUAGAAGUUAGAAGAUGCCUUCUUGUACCUGAAGUUUGGUCAGCAUGUUAUUGGUUUUAUUCUGUGUGA
Molecule: messenger RNA, 3943 nt
Organism: Brassica napus (rape)
Lineage: Eukaryota; Viridiplantae; Streptophyta; Magnoliopsida; Brassicales; Brassicaceae
Product: coatomer subunit alpha-2-like
Exons: 3
Coding region: 535-3723 (1062 amino acids)
Biological process (GO): retrograde vesicle-mediated transport, Golgi to endoplasmic reticulum; intra-Golgi vesicle-mediated transport; endoplasmic reticulum to Golgi vesicle-mediated transport
Cellular component (GO): COPI vesicle coat
Molecular function (GO): structural molecule activity; protein binding
Source: RefSeq, a predicted model, not a curated record